This is a messenger RNA of Formica exsecta, 2153 nucleotides long. Its product is annotated as cyclin-dependent kinase-like 4. The record is from RefSeq and is a predicted model, not a curated record. The coding region runs from base 335 to 1645 and encodes 436 amino acids. Gene Ontology annotation, molecular function: ATP binding; cyclin-dependent protein serine/threonine kinase activity. Gene Ontology annotation, biological process: protein phosphorylation. Lineage: Eukaryota; Metazoa; Arthropoda; Insecta; Hymenoptera; Formicidae. The transcript is spliced from 6 exons. Gene Ontology annotation, cellular component: nucleus.
CUUCGGGGCAGUCGAGGCUCGUCAGUGAACGAGUCAGCGUCUAAAGUUGCGGCUGUCUCGUAUCAAAUAUACAUACAAGACCGCGACGUUAUCGCAUUUAUCUGCUCCGAUAUUUUUAGUUUAUACAAACUAUACUAUCUUAAACAUUUCCUUCUCAUAAGACGGUAUUAAAAUGAUGGAGUUUGGACGGAAAAUUGAUUAAAGUUUAUCGUGAUGCGCGAUAUUUCACAAACUUAAUGUUAUUUAAAAGUAUAUAAAUUUGAGUGAACAAAAUCUCCAAUUUUUCGCUAACACACACAAGAAACAUUGUACUUACCGGCGAAAAUUGUAUGAGAUGGAGAAAUAUGAGAAUAUUGAGAUAGUAGGCGAGGGUAGUUAUGGACUUGUAAUGAAGUGCAAGCAUCGUGGAACCGGGCAAAUAGUAGCGAUAAAAAAGUUUUUGGAGACGGAAGAGGAUGUGCAGGUGCGAAAAAUGGCACUUCGCGAAAUAAUGAUGUUAAAGAAAUUACAUCACGAGAAUCUUGUGAACAUGAUCGAGGUCUUCCGCCGUAAGAAACGACUUUAUCUCGUCUUCGAGUAUCUCGAUCAUACCGUGCUCGAUGAAUUGGAGGAUGCUGGGGGUGGUCUUGACUGGGAAAGAUCGAGACGACAUAUUUUUCAAAUACUACGCGGUUUGGACUUUUGUCACAAUCACAAAAUCAUGCAUCGCGACGUAAAGCCCGAGAACGUGUUAGUUUCACCGAACGGCGUGAUCAAACUCUGCGACUUCGGCUUCGCGCGCUACAUCACCGGACCUAAUGAAUCUUGCACCGAUUACGUGGCGACGAGGUGGUAUCGCGCACCGGAACUCCUCCUCGGCGAUACCAGAUACGGUAGAGAGAUCGACGUCUGGGCAGCCGGCUGUAUUUACGCUGAAAUGGUCACCGGCCAGCCGCUCUUUCCCGGCGAUAGUGAAGUCGAUCAGCUGUAUCGCAUCACGAAGGUCUUUGGUCCUCUUUACGGGAAACAGCCAACGAACAGCAGCAGUCGUAUAUCAUUCCUACUUCGGCGUGCAAAACCCGAUGAGGUGUCGGGCUUACCAAGAUCCGCAACGGUGGCUCUCCGAGAUCUUUUUCCCACGUGGAGUCCGGUAACGAUCGAUUUCUUGGCACAGUGUCUGCGUACGGAUCCUGAUGCCAGGCCAAAGUGCUUCGCGUUGCUGCAGCACUCGUUUUUCUCGCAGGAUGGUUUCGCCGACAGAUUCCUUGACGAGCUGCAGCGACUCGUCGCGAAAGAAUCCGCAAUGAAUCCGCUUGCGGCUGAGAGAACGGAAAGGUCUUCCAGAAUCUGUCGCAGCAGCACCGGAAAAUGGCAGAUGACGUUAAUCAAGGAAAGGAGAGCGACGAAUAGUAACAAGAAACUGGAAGCUGCGAAGAACGACAAUUCGCGGGAAGAUCGAGUUGAUCGACCGCUGCAAAUAAAUCGAUCGCGUGAAUUGCGUUACCUUGGACCGAUCUCGGUAAUACCAAACACCACGUAUAUUCGUCGAUUGGAGCACAAAGGGCUUCUGAUCCCUGAAUCGAAGGGCUGUGUCUUACCGGCUCUGACAUCGAAGACGAACGCUAAAAGAAAAAAGCUCGAUCUCCCUGGCGUGAAAAAUCGUUGAGAGCACACUAAAGAUUUUUUUUUUUUUUUCUUGUAACAUUGACAUAUCAAGAAAAGAGUAUGAGAAAACUGUACAGAGAAACUCGUUAUGAAACUGCAGUGUAUAGAGAGCAUUGUACAUAUCUUAUAUUCUAUAUAUUCUAUAAGUGGAUAAAAUGGGUUUGUAAGAUGAGAUUUAUUUGCUCUGUAAAAAGGAAUGAACACACUGAAAAGAAUUCUUUAAUUUUAUGUGGAAUACAAAAAUACAUAUAUCCAUAUUUUCACAUACCUUUCAAAUUUUCUCAAGCUGCAAAAUAUCUCGCAACCACUGUACUUUAAUUCUUGAAAUUUUGGGAAAAGUCGCGAAAAUCCUGAUUUGAAGAUAUCAAUGAUGAAUGAUUUUCACUGUUUAUCUCAUUUUUCUCUCUAUUUCUUAUGUGUAAAUGGUAUAAUUUUGUGGUAUAAUUUGUGUAGUAUUAGAGAUUUAAUCUUUUCGUUUUAUUAAAAUUGCAAUCUUUAACUUAUUGAAG